CAGUAACCAACUCCUAGCAAAGUGGACUCCAUGUUUGGAGCUUGGAGAGAACUCAUUAUUCAUUCAAAGACACCAAUGCCAUUUUACAACUUCCCAGGGUCCUUGCUAUAUUGUACUAAUCUGUACUAGUCUAUACAGCUGAGCCUCGGUUGUAUAUCAUCUCAGAUCCGUACAAGGCGUAUGUAGCAGUCUCUCGUGCAUACCCAUCAUUGCACAGCUUCAAAAUGGAGACAGGCACGGAAAGCCUGAUUAGCCACCUCAAAUCAGUCCUCCUCGAACUCAAUGCCAACCCCUAUCCCGAAGUACCUUGCCCACCCAACACUCCCCGUCGAGCCUCUGUAGCCAUUAUUCUCCGAAUCCAACCAAAUUAUUCACACUGGCCUGCGAUCUCGUCAGCGUUACCGCCUAUACAGCAUCCGAGUACAGGGCGCCGGAAGUCUUCCAGUGCAAGCUCAACCCAUAAGCUUUCCUUCCAAUCGAUACUCGACGCUUUCUUUUCGCAAGAUUGGGUCCGUCAUGGCGAUCCGGAGAUGCUGUUUAUAAAGCGUGCCACACGGGAGGGCGACAAAUGGAAUGGACAUGUUGCUCUACCAGGCGGCAAGCGAGAUCCGGAGGACGCAGACGACGAAGUGACAGCCGUGCGCGAGGCCAUGGAAGAAGUAGGCAUUGACUUGUCCUACGCGCACGCGUUGGCCGUCGGAAACCUCCCGCAGCGCGUCGUCACAACCUCAUGGGGCAAAGUUCCACUUAUGGUGCUGUGCCCCUACGUGUACCUCCUCACAUCGCCUGAGUACCCGGCUCAACGCCUGCAGCCGACGGAGGUUGCUUCAACGCAUUGGGUGUCACUCCGCGCACUCAUGUCUCCCGCCCUUCGUACCUACGAAUAUGCUGACGUGUCGAACCGUCUUGCAAAAUCGGAACUUGGUAUCAAACGCUGGUUUCUGCAGACUAUGCUCAGCCAGAUGAUGUUCGCCGCCAUCCGUCUCGUUCCCUCCGCAAGUACGUACUGCAGCUCGAUACCGGGUUUCAUCCCGGCCCCAGAUUCCGCACAUCAUAACACGGCAUUUGGAAAACUGAAAGAAGUGUUACUGGGUCCGGAAACUGCAUACCCGACUGCCCGCCAACGACCGCCCCUUCUACUGCUGUGGGGCUUGACUUUGGGAGUCGUAUCUGAUUUCCUCGAACAUAUACCUCCACAUAACGCCCUAGAACUGUGGACAUACCCAACCUUCACCAACUGGGACGUCCGAUUUACAAUGUGGGCCAUGUCCUACCGAUUCAGGAAGCGCAAAGCUGCAGAGAUGAGCUCAACCGAAGUCCGUAAUAGAACUGUCGGCACGGCACAUGAUGGACCAACUGUAGAUGAUGACGUAUCCAGAGGGAAUCUGCCUGAGCAGGUAUCCGACGAUGCCACCGGACAAGAGAAGCCCGGAGAGGUGGGCAUAGCCGGGUUAGGUGUGGGUCGGGACUGGGGUAGACGUGGAAGGGACAAGAUGAUUGCAAGGGGUGCAGCUGUGAAUUCCAUGCUCGAGGGAUACUAUCCGAUUGUUAGGAGGGCAGUAGCUGUUGCCUUGAUAGGGAGGCUUUCUCUCGUUUCCCUUGUACUAGCAUAUCUCUGGAAGAGAUAUAGAAGGAAUACAUAGACGAGGGACUGUGUAGGUGAUACCCUAUGUUUCUGUAAUAUACGGGUCCAAUUAGACGGAAAAUUUCAACAGAUGAAAAAUAUAGUGUCAGUGCCUGGAGGGCAUUGGUGCGUUCAGUUAAUAGAGAGCAUAGGUC
Molecule: messenger RNA, 1779 nt
Organism: Westerdykella ornata
Lineage: Eukaryota; Fungi; Ascomycota; Dothideomycetes; Pleosporales; Sporormiaceae
Exons: 1
Coding region: 225-1643 (472 amino acids)
Molecular function (GO): coenzyme A diphosphatase activity
Source: RefSeq, a predicted model, not a curated record